AUGGCAUCCGAAACAGCUAACAUCCCGCGCAACAAGCGCUGGGCCGCGGUCUCCGCCUCCGGUAAUGCCGAUGUCGCCUAUCACCUCUUCAUCAAGCAGAAGCCCAACCCCUACGAGUUUAUCUGCAUCUGCCGGGUCCCCAGGGCGGAAGAGGACGAAGACGACGAGGAGGACAGCGAGAACGAGAACGACGAGCCUACGACCGACUGCGACGCGGGGAAGAGCUGCAUCGCUUUGAAUACCUACCAGGAGAUGCUGAAUCUGCGCAACCCGGAUGCCUUUGACAUGUACACCUUCAACGACCACGCCGGCUACGGCGCCAUCGAAGUGGCCCAGAACAUGCUGCUCGACUUCCACGAGGCCGCCGGCAACUGGAAGGAGCAGUGGGCCAUCUGCGAGGCGCUCGCCCUGCUGUUCAACACCGACUCGCUCGACCCCAUGAACUCGAGCAACAGGGUCAGUUGGCCCACGUGCGCAACCUCGGCUGGGUCAUGGGGAUGGUCGCGCGGGAAGCCGACGCCAUGCGCUCGGACGGGUUGGUUCAUCGAGGCGCCAGAGGGGAAGAAGGAGAAAAAGAAGGCCUACGCCGGGGAGCACUUUGUGCCGUACCUGCUCGCCUACGGCGCCAAGCACAACAUCAUCAUGUACGGGCCGUCGAACAUCGCCGACAUCAUCGCUGAGGCCGAGGAGGAGGCCGAGGAGGAGGCCGAGGAGCAGAACGUGGAACUCCCCGCAGCCGCCCAGGAUCCCUGGGGCUGGGCGGCGGGCUUCAAGGCGUACGAGCGCAAGAACAAGGCCACUGCCUAUGGGGCGGGCCGCCGGGGCAAGGCGUCGAUCGGUGGAGACUCCUUGGAUAUCACCACUUACUCGCCCGCCGAGCGCAAGGCGCAGAGCUUCAACAAGAAGGAUCCCUUGACCAAGGAUAUGAUCAAGGCGCUCAAGGACGGCAUGUGUCUGAGCAUCCGCUGA
Molecule: messenger RNA, 969 nt
Organism: Aspergillus aculeatus ATCC 16872
Lineage: Eukaryota; Fungi; Ascomycota; Eurotiomycetes; Eurotiales; Aspergillaceae
Exons: 3
Coding region: 1-969 (322 amino acids)
Source: RefSeq, a predicted model, not a curated record